CAGCUACCUUAGCAGUUAUCCAGAAGCAAGUGAAAGUAGUUAAGCAAUGGCCAUGGAUUUGGAUAGUUAACUUACGUGAAUAGAAGAAACGCAACAUGGACGACAACAGCAUCAAAACGGUGCGUUUCGGCAUCCUAGGCUGCGCCAACAUCGCUCGGAAAGUGGCUCGAGCCAUCGCUCUCGCCCCGAACGCCACUCUCUGCGCCAUCGCCAGCCGUUCCAAGGAGAAGGCCGAGAAGUUCGCCGCCGAGAACGCCUUUCCGGCGAGCGUUAGGAUUUACGGGAGCUACGAUCAGGUGCUGGAGGACCCAGGCGUGGACGCCGUGUACGUCCCCCUCCCCACCGCUUUGCACGUGCGGUGGGCGGUUAUGGCCGCCGCUAGAAACAAACACGUGCUGCUGGAGAAGCCCGUCGCUCUUCACGUGGCCGACCUUGAUCGAAUCCUCGAAGCCUUCGAAUCCAACGGCGUCCAGUUCAUGGACGGUAGCAUGUGGUUGCAUCACCCUAGAACUGCUCGCAUUCAGAGCUUCUUAUCUUCUUCUAACACCAUUGGACCAAUUCGUUUUAUCCACAGCACAUCAACAAUGCCAGCACCACCUGAGUUCCUGGAGAAUGACAUUAGAGUAAAGCCAGAGUUGGAUGGUCUUGGUGCACUUGGUGACUUGGCCUGGUACUGCAUUGGUGCUUCCUUGUGGGCAAAGGGCUACCAACUACCAACCUCUGUCACUGCUCUUCCUGAUGUCACAAGGAACAACGCUGGAGUCAUCUUGUCCAUCACAGCCUCUUUGCUGUGGGACCAACCACACCAAACACUUGCAACCAUUCACUGCUCGUUUCUUUCUCACACCUCCAUGGACCUGGCCAUAUGUGGUUCCAAUGGCUCUCUGCAUCUCAGGGACUUCAUAAUCCCCUACCACGAGACUAGUGCUUCGUUUGACCUCACAGUUGGUGCCAAGUUUGUUGACCUUCACAUUGGGUGGAACGUGAGACCAGAGGAAGUUCAUGUGGCCACUGAGCUCCCACAAGAAGCUCUAAUGGUGCAAGAGUUUUCUAGGCUUGCUGCAAGCAUUAGAGAUUGUGGGUCGCGACCCUCUACCAAGUGGCCUGAAAUCAGUAGAAAAACUCAACUGGUAGUUGAUGCAGUGAAGAAGUCCCUAGAGCUUGGCUGCAAACCUGUUUGCUUGUAGAUGGUUACAAAGCAUGUUGCCAUUAAUCAAACAAGUCCUUCAUCAAACACCCUUAAGCUAGCAAAGUGUUUGUAAAUUGGAAUAGAUAAGUCGCAUAAUGGUAGAGAAGCCAUUUUUAAGAAUUGAUACCCCUAAUUAGUUUCAAGCAGAGUGAUUGUAACAAGAGACAGAGAUCAAUUUCAACUUUAUCAGAAUCCAUAUUUCAGGAAGUACUAUUGAGGAUGAGAUUUGCCAUAGGAAUCAAUAAUUGCAAGUCAAUUUCCGUUAA
Cajanus cajan (pigeon pea) is the source of this 1455-nucleotide messenger RNA. Its product is annotated as putative oxidoreductase At4g09670. The record is from RefSeq and is a predicted model, not a curated record. Gene Ontology annotation, molecular function: nucleotide binding. NCBI's taxonomy places the organism in Eukaryota, Viridiplantae, Streptophyta, Magnoliopsida, Fabales, Fabaceae.